Molecule: messenger RNA, 4927 nt
Organism: Monopterus albus (swamp eel)
Lineage: Eukaryota; Metazoa; Chordata; Actinopteri; Synbranchiformes; Synbranchidae
Product: ADAMTS-like protein 2
Exons: 21
Coding region: 354-3278 (974 amino acids)
Biological process (GO): proteolysis; extracellular matrix organization
Cellular component (GO): extracellular matrix
Molecular function (GO): metalloendopeptidase activity
Source: RefSeq, a predicted model, not a curated record
UUCAAGUUUAAUCCAAGUGUUGUGGUUUGUGUCCUGCUUCCUGCUUUGUGCUUUCAUUUUUGGUUCGGGUUUGGCUUUGUCUUCUACACUAGGCUGCGACACAACCUGUGGAAAAAUGAGGCUGUACGAAAACGUUCAGAACACCUACAAUUAAGGACUGGACAACUGUAACAAACAAACAAACAAACAAACAAAGUAGUGAGAAAGCACAAUGAAACCACAGCGGGGUCUUGUGCGCGUGCCCGUGUGAGACCAGAAGGCGUCACAAAGGGGGUCGCAAUGGGAGGAGGAAGGAGGGCACAAGGAGCGAGGACGGGAGCGGAGGUGUUGUUGGUCCAUGACAUGAAUGAAACAUGUUCGCUAACGGAGGCAUAGCUCUCCCGGUUUGCUCCUUCCUCCUGCUGCACCUCCCGGUUGUCCCGCUAGUCAACAACUGGCCCGUUAAGGACAGAAGUGAAGGAAGGCUGGAGCGGCGUAACAUCCAUCUACAGUCACACAGCCGUGGUAGUCAGAAUGUGAAGCAGACGGGAAACAAGGAGGAAGUAUUUCAGUGGUGGGGGGAGUGGUCCACUUGGUCUUCUUGUUCCAGAAGCUGUGGAGGAGGAGUGAGAAGUCAGGAGAGGCACUGUCUCAUACAGAGGCUAUCUACCACCCAGAAUGUAAACAGUUCAUACUGUGAUGGCUCUUCUAAACAAUACCAGCUCUGUCCAAACCAGUCCUGUCCCAACCCCAGCAUUAGUUUUAAACAGCACCAGUGUUCCCAAUUCAACUCUAAAGCCUUUGGAAGAAGAUACUACCAGUGGAUACCUCUAUAUCCAGCUGACUACAUCAGCAUCUCCAAUAAGCCAUGUGACCUGCAGUGUACAACCAUUAGUGGUGAGCGACAGCUGCUAGUGCCUGCCCAUGAUGGUACCUUUUGCCACGAUACUAAAUACCAUGGAGUCUGUAUAGAGGGAAUAUGCCAGCCUGUAGGUUGUGAUGGGGAGCUGUACAGCAGUAAGGCCGUAGACAGAUGUGGAGUAUGUGGAGGCAAUGGGACAUCAUGCCAGCGCAUCUCUGGAUCAUACAGGAAGGCAUUCACACAGUUAGGCUAUAUGUUCAUCACCAACAUCCCAGCUGGAGCAAAAGACAUUCAGAUCAUAGAGAGACACAAGACUGAGAACAUCCUGGCCCUGUCAGAUGAAGCUGGUCAUUUCUUCUUCAAUGGAAAUACUGUGUUUGACAAUCCUCAAAACUUCCAUGUGGCCGGUACAGUGGUUAAAUACCGACGUCCAAGCAGUAUGUUCUCUGAUGGGCUGGAGUACAUCAUCGCACAAGGGCCAAUACAGCAGGACCUUAAUGUUAUGUACUACAACUUGAAUGGGAAGCUCCCCCACAUCACCUACGAGUACACCAUCCCCCUCAAGUCUUAUGACAAGACUGCUCUAGAAGGAAUCAACAAAAGCCACACCCACCCGCAUCUUAACGUCACCUAUAAUAAGCUGGGAACUAAUGAACAAUCAGAUGUCCAGACGGAGGAGGAAGAGGAGGAGGAAGUGGUAUGGAAGAUCCGGACACCCAGUCCUCCACCUCCAGUGGCUAUGUUGGUCUACAGACUAGCUGAAGUCACCAGCCAUGUAUUCAGCCACAAUGAUGUGGAAGAGCAGGGACCUCCAGCGCCAUCUGGCUACCGGAGUUCCUCCAAUUUGAUUGAUGAGCCGUCCACUGCCGAUGACACUCUAAUGCUCUCUUUCCCAGGUAGUCAAAGUGUUCAUUCUGCAGCCCUACCAGAAGAGACCCCCUAUUUGGUGCUAGAGGGCCUACAACACAACCAGACAGGCUCAAGCACACACUCUGCUAAACACACACUAACUGAUACUCAUUCACCAGAAGAAACUCAUAUGAAAACCAUGUCCUCUGCAGACACAGAAACACAUACAGGUGUACACUCAGACAUGCUCACAGAUACUGACACACACUCAGACACACACACUACCAUCUUGGUCCAGCUGCAACAGGUGUCUGCAGUCCAGGCAGCCAACACUGAAAGCAAUGACUUUGAUGUGGGUCUCGACCCAGAUAUUAGUUUGGCAGACAUGUAUCGCUGGAAGGUUUCUGCUUAUGCUCCAUGCAGCUCAACCUGUACAACAGGUAUCACUACUAGCUAUGCCCUGUGUGUUCGGUAUGAUGGUGCUGAAGUUGAUGACACUUACUGUGACUCUCUGACCAGGCCAGAGCCCACACAUGAGUUGUGUACUGGAAAGGAAUGUCCUCCAAGAUGGGAGACCAGUGGCUGGAGUGAGUGCUCUCGAACCUGUGGUGAGGGUGUUCAGUACCGAACUGUGCGCUGCUGGAAGAUGCUGUCACCUGGUCUCGACUCCUCUGUCUAUGAUUCGCUGUGUCUGUCACAUGACUUGCACAAACCAGCCACUAGAAAAGUCUGCCUUGGUCAGAGCUGUGGUCCACAGUGGGAGGUGGCGGAGUGGUCAGAGUGUUUGGCACGUUGCGGCUCUCGGGGUGUUCGGACUCGGGAGGUUCGUUGUUCCAUGGCGAUGAGAUUAUGUAAUAAGUCCUCUCAGCCAAUAGAAAGUCAGGAAUGUGAAGGCCCACCCUGCGACAGAAGAUGGACUGUUUCUGAUUGGGGGCCUUGCUCAGGUGUGUGUGGAGAGGGAAGGAUGGUGCGUGCAGUGAUGUGUCGAUCAUCAAGUGGGGAAGUGAUGUCAGAAGAGCAGUGUGCCCAAUCACUGCGUCCGCUGGCCAUCUAUCCCUGUGGUGACAGAGAAUGCGCCCCCCACUGGGUGGAACAGGAAUGGCAACAGUGUAACACUACAUGUGGCCGUGGUGUGCGGCACCGUUGGGUGGUGUGUGCUGGGCUGGAAGGUGGUGUGUUUAAAGAGUUUCCAGACAGUAGCUGUGACCAAACCAACAAACCAGAGACCAGCUCCUCCUGCUUCCAGAGACCCUGCUCAAAAUGGUUCACUACCUCCUGGUCCCAGUGCAGUAAAACCUGUGGGAAUGGUGUCCAGGUUCGAGAGGUCAAGUGUUACCAGGGGCAGGAACUGGUAACCAGAGGCCACAGCUGCGACUCAGCGCUCAAGCCAAAAGCCAGACAGAGCUGUGAAAUCCAGAGCUGUCCAAAAGAAACACCAGCAGCGCCCCCAGCAGCAUCAGUAGCAAUGGAUGACUCCUGCCAAGACAAGCCAACAGCCAACUGUGCCCUGGUGCUAAAGGUGAAACUGUGCUCCCAUUGGUACUAUAGAAAGGCUUGCUGCCAGUCCUGUAAAGCACCUAGACCCUGAAGUCUCAACUGUAACCUCUCACCUUAACCCCUGGACACCAACACUGCAUUCUUACUGGUGCUACACAACUACUACAGUGUGCUGCUAACAAUGUAUGGCCUCAGGACAUAACAUUUACCUUAUUCCUGUUACCGUGUCACUAUAUCAAUGGUCAGCAUGUGGUCACUGCCUUCUACAUGUCCACAUUAUCCCUUUGCUCUUGCCCCUCACACAUAGAAGUGCUCCUGAAAGUAAAUAGUUUUUAACAAUGUAUUGUCACCACUAUUAAAGAUACUAAAUCUAAAUUACUCUUAGUGUUUCCUCAAAGAAUCAUCAGCUGAGUAGUUUUGCAGACAGAGCACAAUUUCUCCUGUGUAGCAGCAUUUUAUAACUAGACGUUGACCUGAAGUGCCGAGAACAGCUGCAGACCCAUUCAUGACAGAGCCUACUUGACCUACUCCAUAUGACGAGCACCCUGACCAUUUAGCCAGUAUGCUACUAUAUGUAUUCACUGACCACCUCCUUCCCAGGCAAUGUGAAGAUGCACUAGCUUCAGGACAUAGUGGGAUGUCUGUUCAUCGGUUUCCUUAACUUCAAAACAUAAGCAGCAAACCCUUCUUUUGAUAAGCAUCCUUCCUCUAGUGUCUACUCCUCCUUUCUUUUCAUCCUUCUCAAUAUAGCACUCAUUGUUCUACAGUAAGAGGUAAAAACCCUCAAGGAUUUUUCAUCCAUCCAUCACUUAAAGUAUCUGCCAAUUUAAAGGUGAUGUUCCAUAUAGUGUCUAUAUUCUAUCCACUCCCUCACUACUACUAAAUGUUGUGUUUUCCACUAAAGGUGCACCCAAAGCAUGUGAAAGACACAAGGCAGCUUUGUUGUUAAUGUGACAACAGACCAGAACAGAGUGGAGCAGGAAAGCACUUUGGCAGAGCCAUUUCGCAUUGGUCCAAUCCCAUCCUGCUGUACCUAGCCCUGUGCAGAAAGUUUGUUCAGGCUGUACUAUUGCUGCCCUGCUGAGCUGUAGCUGCGCUUGUUUCUGCCACUGACCAGCUGAUCCACAUUAUGGCUUUAUAACAGCAGACUGCAGAACUCCUCCUAAAAAUACAUCCAGCAGUCAUGCUAAAUAAAAGUUUAAAAUGAGUAUAACACUGAAAAGUUAGCAGUAGUAAUAGUUAUAUUAACAUAUACCUUCAGUAGGUGAAUGACAUAUGGUAACACCACUCAACAAUUAAAGGCUGAUACGUGCUUCUCAUAGGGGGACCUGCAUGGGGGUCAUUCACAUGGCUGUUUCUGUUAUACAGUAUUUAAACUGUAAGACUACUAGUACUUCAGUUGUUGAGAUUUGGGAGAUGUGAAUGUUGGCUCCUCAGCAAGCAACCCGUGGUUACCCAUAUUACAUUUCAAAUGUGGUGGUACUUGGAAGUAAAAAAAGAAAAAGAAAUGCAUCCCAGGCUUGGGGGAAAAGUCUAGAACAAACACAGCGACAGUCGAGCGCUGGUACUGUACCAACAUGGCUGUUGGGGUCAAAUUCUCAUCGAUCCAAAACGCACUGUAAACAUGACUGUCACUGUUGGUCUCUCCCGUGUUGGUUAUCUGUUGUUACAUUGCCCACAGAGCUGCUGCCAUUGUUGUUUGUUUGCUGUAUCACAAAUAAAGAAUAAAAGAUUGACUGU